CGGUAGCUAAGAGCAAAAAUAAUAAACUUUUUAAGCGUAUCCACUACGAGUUUUGUCAACUCAACUUUUUGUACUUGAUGUCCGUAAUUAAAAUAACUCAUCAUGAUGAAAAUAUCUACGAUAUUAGACAAAAAGAAGCAACGUUUUAUAAAAAAUCACCACGCUACAUUUCACGUUAUACGAACCUCGUUGCUAAAGAUUAUAAGAAGAGCAGAUGUAAACCACAUGCUGACAUGGGUUUAGCUCAUUAUCCUCCACCAGAUCCUAGGGAAUUUUUAAAAAAACAUUCUGUUAAGCCAAAACCUUUAAAAUGUCCCAAACAAUUAGGAAGAAUUUGGAAAAAGGAAUCACCACCACCAAAAGAGUUUUCGUGUGUGCCAACAGUAAAAGAAUGCUUAGAAGAAGAACGAAGAAGGAAAGAGAAAAUUCCUGCCCCAAAAAACUACAUUCGAGUAAAUAUUAAAAAGGCUAUUGGAGCUAAACCAAAAGAACCAGAGAAAAAUAUUGUAGAUACUCGAGUUGGGCAUAAACAAAAUAUAGAUUCCGGCGUGGAACCCAAAUUCAUAUAUGGAGAAGAAUUCGGAAAAAUUCCUAGCUACCUUGAGCAAUUGAUGGAAGAAAGAAUUUUAGAACGCCAAUCAAAGAAUGACGUUUCUGGAACUGAGCAGCCCAAAUGUAAAUAUAUUACAAGAGAAGAAAGGGAAGAAUUACUUGCGGGUUUAAAGAAAAAUUGGGAGGAAUUACAAAAACAGUACCAAGGAUUACCUAUUUUAACGGAUACUAUUCCAAAAAUGAACAGAAAAUCGAAAAUGGAAGCAGAUUUAAAACAACUUGAAAAAGAUAUUGUUAUGAUUGAAAGACAUCCCUAUAUUUACGUCUACGACGAUGAUGAUCUGAAUUAAACUACAAAAGUAACAGUUUAAUUUCUGUAAUUGCGGAAUAAAAAAAAUUA
This is a messenger RNA of Agrilus planipennis (emerald ash borer), 952 nucleotides long. RefSeq names its product enkurin. The coding region runs from base 78 to 902 and encodes 274 amino acids. Gene Ontology annotation, cellular component: acrosomal vesicle. Gene Ontology annotation, molecular function: calmodulin binding. Lineage: Eukaryota; Metazoa; Arthropoda; Insecta; Coleoptera; Buprestidae. The record is from RefSeq and is a predicted model, not a curated record. The transcript is spliced from 2 exons.